AUGGGUAAAUUUUAAAUGCCAAAAUGAUGAUGCAGGCGGCUCCCAUACCCCCUGCGCUUUCGGAGCCUUAUGAGGCCUUCGUGAAGGAGCCGGUGCAACAGCCGCCCGAGGUAAAGCCUGCUGACGAAGACACACAGCCACAGGUGGAACCAGAAAAUGUCUUACACGAUCUGACUUCAGUUGGGCGGCUCUGCAUUACCAAGCGGCUGCAGGUGAAGAGUGUGCUGUUCCUCCGAGGCAAGAAGAACAGAUUCCUCGUCAGAACGCAAGAAAAUAACCUCAUAUACACCAUUCAGGAACAAAAUAGCUGGUGGGUUGGCUACUUCUGCUACGGGCUGCGACCGCUCCAGCUGCACGUGCGAGACGGUACAGGUGCAGAGGUGAUGCGGAUCUAUCGGCCCUACGCCUGCACAUCGCGCAUCUUCCCGUGCCAACUGCAGCGCAUCCAGAUAUUUUCUCCACCCGGCACACGAAUCGGUUGCAUAGAGCAAAAAUGGACGCCCAUCAGACCUGAGUAUUUUGUGAAGAAUGAAAACGGAGAACAAGUUUUUUGGAUAAAAGGUCCCCGUGUCACGAUCAGCUUUUUCCGCGACAUCCAGUUCCACAUUUACCGGACGGACGGCACCGCUGUCGGCAGCACCUGCAAGCGCUGGCAGGGCAUUCUCCACGCCAUGUUCUUCGCUCCAGUCUCCGACAAAUUCGGAAUAGCUUUCGAAAGAGAUCUAUCAGUUGAAGAGAAGGCAUUACUUCUGGCCGCGACUCUACUCCUCGACUACAUGUACUAUGACGUAUGA
Pararge aegeria (speckled wood butterfly) is the source of this 794-nucleotide messenger RNA. Its product is annotated as phospholipid scramblase 2-like. The coding region runs from base 24 to 794 and encodes 256 amino acids. NCBI's taxonomy places the organism in Eukaryota, Metazoa, Arthropoda, Insecta, Lepidoptera, Nymphalidae. The transcript has 6 exons. The record is from RefSeq and is a predicted model, not a curated record. Gene Ontology annotation, molecular function: phospholipid scramblase activity. Gene Ontology annotation, biological process: plasma membrane phospholipid scrambling. Gene Ontology annotation, cellular component: plasma membrane.